AUGCAGGGCAUCUUUGACAUAUUGAUGCCUUGGUGCCUUGCCUGGCCGCUGGGAUAUCAAUCCUCAGGCAGCACAGAUGCGGCGCGCAUAGUGCCCAAACUGAGGGACGUGGGUACUCACCUACCGCACCAAACGAAUGCGGAUAUCCCAUCUCUCACAGGUGCAAAGUACGUACAUGCCUCGUCUGGUUUGAGGCACGCCACAGCAGACCUAGGUAUACUAGAACCUAGAAGAAGCUCGGGGCAUCGGCGUUGCAUCUUGGUCCGCAUCGCAACAAAUCCAACAUCACUUGCAAUAGCCGUGGCUGUUAUUGACAGCAAACCACCCUUCCCCUCUUUUCUUUGCGUCUUGGGCUUCAUCUCACAGCAUUUAUCCUGGAUAGCUCGCCUGUAUCGACCACCAAUCUCGCAGCUCGGCUGUGCGGGGCCCGGAGCCGGCCCCGACGACACAUCCUCCAUUUGUUUCUGCGGCCGGACGGGGGACACUGGGCACCCAUUCAUCUCGCAACCCACCCACCCAACCUUCAACUUUCGAUCACCUCUCGCAUCUCAUCUCAUCCUACAUCAGAACCGGCCAGACGUACGGACACUGCUCGCACCCCAUCUGGUCAAGCUAGUGCUGGAGCCGGAGUCGGACCCGGAGCUCAGACAACAUGAGUUCCAACCUUGUACCAGCAACUGGACUCUUCAUUCUUCAACGGGAUACCCGUACCAUUCUGCCAUGUUCCCAGGAUGUGUCCUCCUCGAUGGAUCUGUCCCAACUCACAACCUACCCCUACGUCAAAGGGGGCAAAUUGAGAAGGCAAUGGGGCCAGCGACUGGGAGCCUGGGUUCCCGCUCAAUAGCCAAGGAAGAGCCUGAGACAAGACCUACCAACCUUCCCACACCUACCUUGCCUGACCACCUCACCGACGGCCUUCAGAGACUCGGCCGGCCGGACUUUGAUCAAGGGCUCAUGAUAUGCAGAGACUGGACCACCAUUGGCCAUCGGCCAAGCCAAACAAGGCCGCCAAUCGCCUCGGUUCCCGACCUACCGGAAGCGUGCCUAGGAUGCCGAACCGGCACUCUGUCCUGCAAAUUCAAUUCUGACGACGGCACCGACUACUCCAUUGGGUACCACAGUACCUACUCCAAUUCAAACCCCAUGGCCGGUCCUACGUUGAUCGAGAAUCUGCAGGCAAAUGAGCAGUAUCCUCAAUUGCGACUUCAGUAUGAGUGUACUACCCCAAUUUGGCCAACUCAGUCUCACUCCGGGCAGGCCUCACUCACGCCCGCCGCCAAGUAA
Molecule: messenger RNA, 1284 nt
Organism: Colletotrichum lupini
Lineage: Eukaryota; Fungi; Ascomycota; Sordariomycetes; Glomerellales; Glomerellaceae
Exons: 11
Coding region: 1-1284 (427 amino acids)
Source: RefSeq, a predicted model, not a curated record